Messenger RNA from Orbilia oligospora ATCC 24927, 261 nucleotides. RefSeq lists its product as uncharacterized. Lineage: Eukaryota; Fungi; Ascomycota; Orbiliomycetes; Orbiliales; Orbiliaceae. The coding region runs from base 1 to 261 and encodes 86 amino acids. The transcript has 2 exons. The record is from RefSeq and is a predicted model, not a curated record.
AUGUAUGUUCCAUUUCUGAAGGCACUCUUAUUGGCAUACGUCACAUGUGAUGUUACCGCCUCUGCAGUCCCCGCCGACAAUGUAGAGCUCCAAGAGCGUGCUUGCUUAGAGUUCGGAACAUGUUCUUCGGGAAUAAAGCUAUCCUUGAGGAUAGCGGACAAAUCCGCAUCGCCUGUGGUAAAUCCAGAGUUCCCAUUUAUAAGAGUGGCGUCACCGCCGGUAGGCGACUCCGCAGCCAAACUAGGGGAAGGACAUGGUUGA